Messenger RNA from Saccostrea cuccullata (small rock oyster), 4817 nucleotides. RefSeq names its product lysosomal alpha-glucosidase-like. The transcript is spliced from 19 exons. Gene Ontology annotation, biological process: carbohydrate metabolic process. The record is from RefSeq and is a predicted model, not a curated record. NCBI's taxonomy places the organism in Eukaryota, Metazoa, Mollusca, Bivalvia, Ostreida, Ostreidae. Gene Ontology annotation, molecular function: alpha-1,4-glucosidase activity; carbohydrate binding. The coding region runs from base 27 to 2921 and encodes 964 amino acids.
UUUCUUUUUAAGGAAAACUGCCAAAAAUGGGAAACAAAAAUGUGGUGCUUGCCAGCUUUAUAUUGUUUUUGAUGGCUGUGAUUUUGGCUCUUACAUACCACUUGUGUUCUGUGCCCAGGGUGCAAAUCAUCAUUCUGCAAGCAAGUGACCUUCAGUCAUUUCAUGAAGAAAAAGAUGCCAUCAGACCCAGCAAAGACAAGACUGAAAGAGUGCCAAUGCUACAACAGCUGUAUUUAACAUUCAGAGAUAAUAAUAAAAAGGGAAGUAAAAAUGAACAGAUAAUUCAAUCCACUAGUCAGUGUUCUGUUAUUGAUGAUGCUCAUAAAUUUGACUGCUACCCAGAGGCACUCACUGACAAAGCAAAAUGUGAAGCACGAGGAUGCUGCUGGCAAAUUCCACAUUCAGGUUCAUUCCAGAAUCAGGAAAAGAACCCUAUCAACAGACCUAUGGGUGUCCCCUACUGUUACUUUCCUACAAAUUUUCCAGGGUAUAAGACAGGACUAAAAGCAAUAACACCAACAGGAUUUUCUGUAGCUUUGAAUAGGAACACCACAGCUAUUUAUCCAGAUGAUGUCCUGAAUUUGGUUAUGGAUGUUAGAUAUGAGACAGAUUACAGAUUAAGAAUCAGAAUAUUUGAUCCAAAAAAUGCAAGAUACGAAGUUCCCUUGAAUACACCAAAAGUGACAAAAGCAGCACCCACACAGAAAUAUUCAGUGGUUGUCAGUAAAACAGGAGAUCCAUUUAACUUCGCUGUGGUGAGAAAAAUGUUGACACCAGCUGACAAACCAGCUGUUUUAUUCAACACCUCUGGAGCAGCUCCUGUGAUAUUUGCAGAUCAGUUUAUCCAGCUAUCUACAUUCCUCCCCUCUAAAUUCCUAUAUGGACUCGGUGAACAUCGAGGCAGGCUUCUUCAAUCCAUGGACUGGAGGAGAUUGACCAUGUGGAACAGAGAUCAGGCUCCUCAUGAUCCUGAUACAGGUACCAAUUUAUAUGGUCAUCAUCCAUUUUAUUUGAUGAUGGAAGAUGGAGGAAGGAGCCAUGGUUUCUUCCUCCUUAACAGCAAUGCCAAAGAAACUGUUCUACAGCCAGCCCCUGCUUUGACCUGGAGAACAAUUGGUGGAAUUCUUGACAUGUACAUGUUUAUGGGCCCAAGUCCUGGAGAGGUUGUCCAGCAAUACACAGAGGUCAUAGGUCACUCCUUUAUGCCACCAUACUGGAGUCUGGGGUUCCAUUUAUGUAAAUAUGGUUAUCAUUCGGUGAAUGAAACAAUGGAGGUGGUUAAAAGAAUGCAAGAAGCCAAAAUUCCCCAGGACACACAGUGGAAUGAUAUAGAUUACAUGGAGAAAUAUCGAGAUUUCACAACAGGCAUUACAAAGUUUGGAAACCAGGCUGCAAUGGUGGACAAAUUACACAGCAUGGGAAUGCACUAUGUCAUGAUUGUGGAUCCUGGAAUUAGUAAUAAGAGCCCUUCCCCUUACCCUCCAUAUGAUGUUGGUACAAAGAUGGACAUCUGGAUAAAAGACAGCACAGGAAAACCACUGGUGGGCAAGGUCUGGCCAGGAAAUGUGGUGUUCCCAGAUUUUACCAAUCCAAAGACUACAGACUACUGGACACAGAUGACCAAAGCUUUUCAUGACAAAGUCAAGUUUGAUGGAAUGUGGAUUGAUAUGAAUGAACUCUCCAACUUCUUUGAUGGCUCACUGACUGGUUGCCAAGAAAAUAAAUAUGACAAUCCACCAUAUGUUCCAGCUGUCCUUGGUGAUCAUUUGAAGUCAAGGACAAUCUGUGCCUCAGCUCAGCAGAAUGCGUCCUUGACCUACAAUGUCCAUGACUUGUAUGGUUUAACUGAAACCAUGGCAACAUAUCAGGCUCUGAAGACUGUAAGAGGAACAAGACCUUUUGUGAUUUCUCGCUCCACUUUUGCCGGUCAGGGACAAUAUGGCGGACACUGGUCUGGAGAUAACUUUGCACGUUACGAAGAUAUGGCUCUCUCUAUACCAGAAAUGUUGAAUAUGAAUAUGUUUGGCAUCUCCAUGAUUGGUGCUGAUAUUUGUGGUUUCCAUGACGACACCACAGAACAGUUAUGUCAAAGAUGGCAACAGCUGGGAGCUUUUUAUCCCUUCUCCAGAAACCACAAUGAUCUUGGAAAGAAGGCCCAGGAUCCUGCAGUAUUUAGUGACGCCAUGAAAAACUCCACCAGAAAAGCCCUCACUACCAGAUACAUACUGCUUCCUUAUCUGUACACUCUAUUUCAUAAGUCCAAUGCCAUGGGAGAAACUGUGGCCAGACCUUUGUUCUUUGAAUUCCCACAUGAUACCAACACAUACAGCAUUGAUGAUCAGUUUAUGCUGGGCUCAGCUUUAAUGAUCACCCCAGUGUUAACCAAGGACACAACUAAGCUGAACACAUACUUUCCUGCAACUGUUUGGUAUGACUUUGCUACAGGGAACAGGAUUAUGGGUAAUGGCUCCAGAAUGAGUGUGGAUGCACCAUUGGAUGCCAUCAACUUGUAUGUCAGAGGAGGAAAUAUUUUACCGAUGAAGGCAGCUUCAAUGACUACAACAGAGAGUCGUAAGAACAAUUUUAACUUGUUUGUGGCCCUGAAUGGAACAGGACAGGCAGAGGGAGGGCUGUUCUGGGACGAUGGAGAGACUAUAGGUACACAUGAAAGUGGAACCUUCAACAUGAUCAUGUUUAUGGCAGAUAAGAACACAGUUACCUCUGGAGUGAUGAAGGCAGGUUACACAGGAGAGAACAUGAAACUAGAAUUCCUCUACAUAGCUGGAGUAGAUGCACAACCAAAGACAGUCACUGUUAAUGGUGGAACUGCUCAGUUUAAAUAUGACUCAAAUAAUAAGACAUUGAUGGUUUAUCUUCCACUUGUUGACCUCCUGAAGCCAUUUACUGUGAAGUGGAUGUAAUUUGCUUCAGAAGUUCAAAGGUCAGAUGAGGAGGAAUGAGGACAAAUGUUGCCAGAUUUUCAUACAGUUGACUAAAAUUAAUUUCUUAGCGAAGUCCUUUCUUCAAAUGAUAAAGUUCUAUCAUAAAUUGCCAGACUAUAGCUUAUGCUGUUCAUUCCAUUUCUACAAAUCAUUCCUUCAUACUUUGUAAUAUUUAGUAUUUUUUACGUUAGUAAAUAUAUACAUGUACCUUUGAAGCAUUGAGGAACAGUCAAAAUAAUUUAUAUAGAGAAUAAUACAUACCCUUUUCCAUAUCACAUCCUGUAUCAGCCCGAGACACCAAUAACAGCCAGAGGGCCGAAGGCCCGAGGGCUGAUAUUGGUCGAGGGCUGAUAAAGGAUGUGAUGUGGAAAAGGGUAUGUAUUAAUAUGUUUAUUACAUACUUAGUAAUAAAUUACAGCAUACAUUAAGUUUAAAAGAAAAUAAGUAAAUAAUCAUGCAUGGACUUCUUACAUAGAUAUACAUGGUCUAUUGUCUCAUACGAUUUGGGUUUGUUUCUACUUCUAUUUCAAUGCACUAGAUCCGUAAUUUGACAUUAAUCUAUUACAAGUAUUUGUAAAUUAAGAUUAACCUUAUUUUCAAAAAGUUAAAAUUAAGAGAAUAUGAACCCACCAAAAAUUGUGUAUGAUCACAAGUUUUUGUGGUUUAAUUUACUAAGGGUGUGAUAUUUGACGUCACAAUAGCCGUAUCAGCCCUGCAGGGCUGAUAUGGAUCUGCGGGGCUGAUAUAGGUUAUCAGCCCUGCAAAUCCAUAUCAGCCCUGCAGGGCUGAUACGGCUAUUGUGACAUCAGCCAUAUCGCAUAUGCAAAAAACCUGCAUUUAUUACUAAGUGUGUAACAAACUAUAUUACGAGCACACUCUACCCAUAUUUUCUAUGACAAUGUGAGUGUAUUUUUUGAAAAUAGAGCAAGUCAGUUUAAAUACAUGUAGUAUAUUUCAUCAGAUGUACAUGUAUGAAAUAUUGCAUGUUAAUCUGAAUUAUUUUUCCUCAAUUUUAAGGUUGUAGACAUGUUUUGUUUCAAAAUUCUAGAUUGGUUUGUCCAGAUCUUAUGCAUUUAAAAGUUCUCUGUCUUUACUUUAGUAGAAUUGUAGAAAAUGCAUGCAUUUAUUCAAUUACAAUGCAAUCUUAUAGCUUUAACGCACAGUCUUAAAUAUGAUUUGAAAAGAGUGUUUCUGCUAUGUCUCUCAUCAUGAAUGAAAAAAUGGGGGUGGGGUGGAUGAGAAUUUAGCUGCUCUAUCAACUUUAUCCCUAAUUAAUUAUUUGAUUGACUUUGUAUGCAUCCUCUGAAUAUUAUUGACCCUUCCAUGCCAAAUGGCGCACCUUUCAAUAUGAAGAAAAAGAGCUUGGAAAGAUAGGUGUAAAUGUUACCUUCUAUGAACCUUUAGGGACGUUGACAAUUACAAACUACUCUCAGUGAAUGAUAAGUUUUUCUCUUGUUGCGUGUAUCCAGUGAUAUAAGUAUUACUAGUAUUCUAUGUCCAGUAUGUAUCUCUUUCAAGAGCUUUAUACUCUUCACCUAACAGUGCAUUUCUUAGAUUUGCUUUGAAUAUUCUUAUGUGCUUCAAAUAUGAACAUAAUGAUGUGAACAAAUGUGCAAGUAUGGAGUAUUAAAUCCCCUAUAGUGAUAAAAGCAGUGUGAUUCUGAUUCAAAGGUUGACUCAUAAAUGGUGCUAGUAUGACAUUAAGUGAUUUUAUUAUGCAUAGUUUUAUUGACAAUACGCAGUAGUGUUGCUUAUGCAUUGCUAUGCAAUUUGAAAAUGUUCAGAAAGUCUCUACCUGUUAUACAUGUAGCAUGUUACGCUUUUUAAAAAGUAUAAUGUAUUUUGAAAAUGAAUAAAACAGUUCUAUACAUUUUU